AUGAACAGAUUGCCGGUGUUACAGGACUACGGUCUCUCGAGCGACACGGGCUUCCUGCCGCAAGUGUCAGCAUCUUCUCGACUUCCCCCACACUACGAUCCCUGGGAAAAUCUCAGCGAUGGACUUCCAGAUCAUACCAAGUCCGGCACGAUCAGACAGCGCAUCCGUCAUCUCGAGACCUUGACCACAGCUCGUCUAAAAACGGAAGGAGACUGGCGUCGAGCAUACAGCAUACUCUCAUACCUCAUCUCAGCUUACAUCUGGACUGGAGAAACACCUCAAAAUGUCAUUCCACAAGCGCUCAGUGCACCCUACCUGGUCGUCUGCGAACAAGUCGAAAUGCCGCCCGUGAUCACCUACACAGCGCUCAUCUUAUGGAACACCAAAUUCGUCUCCAACAACAACAGCCAAGAUUUCAGUCUCGAUAACCUACAAGUCUGCCGUAGCUUCACUGAUACUCCAGACGAGCGUUGGUUCCUCAUGAUAUGCGCUGCAAUGGAAGCCAAAGCUGGCCCAGCAAUCGAGAAACUUCUACUCGCGACAAACGCAGUAGUGUCCGGCGAUAUCGAAGCAGUCACAGCGGCGCUACACUUCGUAACAGAAACAAUCCAAGACCUAACAACACUCCUGGCAGAGCUAAAUCACCGAGUAAACCCCAACAUCUGGUUCACCAAACUACGACCAUACCUAGCAGGCAGCAUCGACGACCAACUACCGCAAGGCAUCAGCUUCGAUAAUGGAAAAACAUAUCUUCGCCUAGCUGGCGCAAAUGCCGGACAAUCCAGUCUCUUCCAAUUCUUCGAUAUAGCUCUCGGAAUCAACCACGUCAGCGACUUCGCCGCUCGAAUGCGAGAUUACAUGCCCGGACCACAUGCAAGAUUCCUGGCAGCCAUGGAGGAAUCAGCGAGUAUUCGAAAUUUCGUGAUUGCCAAUACCGGUGAAAGUGAUUUGCGAACAGCAUACGAUGCAUGUUUGAAAGAGCUGGAAGUGUUCAGGAAUAAGCAUAUCCAGAUCGUAAGCCGGUAUAUUGUAAUUCCAGCUCGUGAAGCGGCCAGAAAGGCGUCAAGCCAAUCCUCGCCUCUCGAAUCCGAUGGCGGCCGGAAAGAGCUCAGAGGCGUCGGUGGAGCGCCAUUGAUGCCAUUUCUGCGCGGAAUGAGAGAUGAGACCCGAAUGAGCAAAUUGCUCUCGAUGGAGGACUAG
Molecule: messenger RNA, 1200 nt
Organism: Cercospora beticola
Lineage: Eukaryota; Fungi; Ascomycota; Dothideomycetes; Mycosphaerellales; Mycosphaerellaceae
Product: indoleamine 2,3-dioxygenase
Biological process (GO): 'de novo' NAD+ biosynthetic process from L-tryptophan
Cellular component (GO): cytoplasm
Molecular function (GO): metal ion binding; indoleamine 2,3-dioxygenase activity; heme binding
Source: RefSeq, a predicted model, not a curated record